CUGACUUCUGAUGUUGUGCUCUUUCCAUCAUAUUUGCAGCAUGCCACUCCCUAGCCCACUGCCUCCCUGCCUGCCACCCCACCCUGCCCAACACUCACGCACCCCACCUUCAAUGUCACCAUUUAUCUCCAGGGUGCAUUAGAAAUUUUUUUGAACCCAAAGUUUCUUUGCGUUUACUUUGCUAGAAAUCAUGAAUAUAUGCCGCAUGCAGUAGUUUUUUUUGCGGGGAUGUAUAUUCUGAAAUCUCCCCCAGAAAGGGUUGUGAUCUGGGCCCCAGGAAGAAACAAAGCUUAAUCCAUUUUUCUUGGGGAAUGUCCACUUAUAUAACCAGGGAGCUAAGUGGAGACUGUCGACCGCCAGCAGAGGAAGACACGAAUUCUUCCAACCCCGUAUCAACCUGCGGAGGGCUUCUCGUAACUUUCCAGCCACAGUUUGUAGAAUCUCUCUUUUGACAUCCCCAAAGUCCCUUCCAGGUCUCAGAGCAGUCACAGUCUGUAGGGCAUACUUAACUAUUCCUUACUUGGCAUCUUCUCGCUAUAAUGCUGCUAAAGCGUUGUGUAUAAUUUCAAUUAUCUGUCAACUGGUUUGGAUUUUAAAUGCAUCAGGGGAUCUUGCUCUUUAUAGGGGCUACUUGAUCAAAGUUAAAAAGAAAUUAUUUGAUGCAGUGAAUAAUCGGGUGCUAAUGUCUCUUUGACAAUUAACCAACUGUUCGACUGUUUACAGGGUGUUAAUGCAGGGCACGAAUUUAUCUUUCGGGUCAUACUGUUUGUUUAUACAUUUGUUUAUAUGUUUAUAUAUUUAGAGUGCUCAAAAUGGAGCCACCUUCUGCCCUUCAGACUCCUUCCUUUUAGGGCAACACGAUGGCCCCAGCACACUCACACACACUAUCACAUGAGGGCAGUGCCACUUUAGGAAACUGACAAAAACAGACCCUCUCAUUACCAAAGGAUUCCCUACUGGAUUCCGUUAAAUAGUUAGUUGCACAAAAGUGCCUCUCUUGUACAACGUGAGGUUCUCCUAUACCUGGAAGCAGGGGAGAGGGGAAAAGGUAUUUGCGGUUCCUGAAGCUCAGGCAGUGUGAGAGCCGUGGGGAAAUUAGCUCUGAGAAGGUUAAUUCUUCCCGGGAGGGUAAAGCUUUAAUGACAAGCCAUCUUUAAUGGGAUUAUCGUGAGAGCUCAUAUCUACAAAUAAGAUCAGGCUGAGGCCAAAGCCAGCUGCCUCCUCGGUGGAGGGCAGGCAAAGAGGCAACAAGGAGAGAAAAGGAAGUUUUCCAGAAAAUAUAAAGGGAAUAUAAAUGUCUCCACGUUGAAAUGUUACACUUCAAAUUCUCUGAGAUUCUCAGUUGCAUUAGAUUCUCUGGGGGCCAUGAUGACGACCCACUACAGUCCAAAUGAGUGCUGAGGCUAGAGCAGCAAGCUCUGUGAGAGCAUUCCCACAGAGCUCUGGUUCAGGAGUUUUCAGUCGGGCAGUCAUCACUGACGUUUGUUCAGUACCCGCUGGUUACCUAGCUGCGGGCUCCACACUGUGGAGAGCCAUCAAGGAGUUAGAAAAUAUGGACCCUGCCCCCGGGUGCUCAGAAUGUCAUUCUGGAGGUCAAAUGGGUACAUAUGUUCACACACAAGGGAAAGAGAUUUAAGAACAUUUAUUAAUCCAUUCAGGUUUAUUUUCCUAAGCCUUACUCUGUGAGUCCUUGUCAGUUAGAAAUCUCUGAUUAUAAGCACCUCCAGUGUCUUGGGAACACAGACUCUACCACAUCGUCGUGCUCCAUAAACCACCUCUGCUAAACCGCCUAGUGUGAGAAGCAUCAUUGUCCAGGGUACCAGGAAGCGUGGUUCUGAGACUGUCAGCUCUAUCAUGACCUUGCUGAGUGAUUUCGGCUAGAUCCUGUCCCCUCUCUGGGCCUCACAUGGAGAAGUGAAUCUUCAAGGUCCCUGUCAGCGCUGAUAUGGCGCGUGACAUAAAGCUGUACAUUUGAACAAACUAGAGAGCAAUUCAAGAGUGCUUAUAAUCAAGAGCUAGAUAGCACCGGGCAGACUGAAUGCUGAGAGUAUAGCCUUGUCACACUGUAUCACUUUUACUGAUUCUGAACAAUCCAGUUUUCUGACCCUCCCCCCCGGCCAUGGCAGCCCUUUUAGCUGAGUGUCCUCUAAAUGGCCUUUGAGGAAUCAGGCAGGGAGGGGGCAGCACAGAGCCCCUGGCCUCUAUCAUUUGACACAUCCAACCCCAACAGGUGCACAGGCCCCGCCACUCUUCAGAUUUGGACAGCGGAGAGAAGGGACGGUGGCCUCAGACCCACAAAGAGCAAAGAUCCAACCCUCCAGCCCGUGGCUGGGAGGCAUUGGAAAUACCAUUUGGUGAAGUCUGGGUUUUUCUUUUUUGUUGUUGUUGUUUUUUGUUUGUUUGUUUGUUUAAUCUUCUUAGAACCACUCGGAGAAGAUUACAGUUUCAGAUCUCAAGUAAUGGCUGCAAUCAGUCAAUCAACAAAUAUGUGCUGAGCAUUUACUACGUGCCCAGAUUUCUGCCUAGGGUAUGGGGUUGGUGGGGGGAAGAUGAAGGAAGUAUCAGUUGCCGUGCCAGCCCUCAGGUGGUCUGUCCAACCUGCUUAAGGCAGGAGGAGGUUCCAUUGUGGGCAACAGUCAGAGAAGCAGCAAGUAACGCCCCCAUCUCUUGUUUCUGUUGGGAAGGCAGUCUAAGUUUUGAGGAGGGGUCCAGCAGCUGGCCUCUCCUCCUGAUGUCUGUCCCAGGCUAUUUAUAGACACAACUUAGGAUGGUGAGGUUGAGCAGCUGAAAGUGUACAGGGUGUUAGGACAAAGCUGGCUUAGACUGAGAAUUUGCCAUCACGGACACAAGUGUCUAAAACUACUCCAUCCUCCAGUGUUGAGCUCAGCUCUGCCCUGACAGGCCAGACAAAGUUAAGUGGGAAGCCAAGGCCCCAGGACAGAGUAAUGACAUGAGCAGUCCUAGGGGAAGAGCCCAAAUGCCUGAAGCCGAGAAUAAAACUUGCACCUCUAUGGAAAGAAUAUUGGGUCAAAAUGGGUCAUAGAAAGGAUAUUUCCUGCAAAAGAACAGAGAGAAAGAAAUCUGCCUCUUGUAACAACAGGAUGAUCAGGAUGAAGUGAACCAGAACUACUUAGCAGAUGAAGAGGAAGAAGCAGAAGAAGAGGCUCGGGUGAUGGUGGUACCUGAUUUGGAGGAGGAGGAGGAGGAGGAAGAAGAGGAGGAGAAAGAAGAAGAGGAAAAGGAGGAGGAAGAGAGUCAGACUCAGGAAACAGGCAGUGCCUGGUGGCGGAAAUGGCAGAUCGUGAACGAAUACCUGUGGGAUCCGGAGAAAAGGAUGUCUCUGGCCCGAACAGGUCAGAGUUGGAGCCUGAUCUUAGUCAUUUACUUCUUCUUCUAUGCUUCCCUGGCCGCUGUGAUCACCCUCUGCAUGUACACGCUAUUUCUGACCAUCAGUCCUUACAUGCCGACCUUCACUGAGAGGGUGAAGCCUCCUGGAGUUAUGAUCAGACCCUUCGCCCAUAGCCUUAACUUCAACUUCAACGUUUCUGAACCUGACACUUGGCAGCAUUAUGUGAUUAGUCUAAAUGGCUUUCUCCAGGGUUAUAAUGACAGUCUUCAAGAGGAAAUGAAUGUAGAUUGCCCCCCGGGCCAAUACUUCAUCCAAGAUGGUAAUGAGGAUGAGGACAAGAAGGCCUGCCAAUUUAAGCGCUCCUUCCUGAAGAACUGCUCUGGCCUGGAGGACCCUACUUUUGGCUACUCUACUGGACAGCCCUGCAUCCUUCUAAAGAUGAACCGGAUUGUUGGCUUUCGUCCUGAGCCUGGAGACCCUGUGAAGGUUUCCUGCAAAGUUCAGAGAGGUGAUGAAAACGACAUCCGAUCCAUCAAUUACUACCCAGAGUCGGCUUCUUUUGACCUCCGUUACUACCCUUACUAUGGCAAACUGACUCACGUUAACUACACCUCCCCGCUGGUGGCAAUGCACUUUACAGAUGUAGUGAAGAACCAAGCGGUGCCUGUGCAGUGCCAACUGAAGGGCAAAGGCAUCAUAAAUGAUGUCAUCAAUGAUCGUUUUGUGGGUAGGGUAAUCUUUACUCUGAACAUAGAAACCUAAGAACUUCAGGGGGCCACUCCCACCAGUUCUGUUUCUGUUUUAUUUCAUGUUACCCUGGUAGCACCUGAAUUCUUUUUCUUCAGUUGAGACACAGCCAAGUGGACACCUGAGACAGCAGAUCAUCUUUCCUUGCCUUUGACAUAUGUUCGAAAUGGCAUUGUGGGAGCUAUUUGAUGUUUAAAGGUAGUCUCUCCUGAUGACAAAUAGCUUAUAUUAAUUUCAUUUUCUCCCACUUAAAACUAAAACCCAUUCUUGCUGCUAGAAGUCUCAUUGUAGUGUAACAUAGUAUCUGAUAAAAUUCACAAUAGCCAUGAAGGAGAAUUUCCAUAAUGAUUAUAAAUUCAUCAUGUUUUCUAAAAAUUUGUUGUUUUUAGAGGUGAGAUUCCUCCCAACCAGGCUGAUAACUAACCAUUUUUGUUAACCUGCCUGGCAAGGUCCUUCCCUGAGAAUCACCAACCAGACCAAUCCAGAAUACACCUAGGGGCACCAUACCUAGGGAACUCUAUAUCCAGGGGUGCUUGUGAAACUGGCUGCCUCACAUGGGCAACUAAAUACUGAUCCACAGACUAGGUUAUCUUCAACUGGGACAGAAGUCAGUGAUAACUGGAUAUUGUCCUGGGAUAGACCAGAACAUAGACCUUCCCUAUCACUUUUUUUGGGAGGUGAGGCCCACUGCAACUGGGGAGAACGCCUACCAUGUGGAUGUGACUGGUAUUAGAUUCCUUGCUUUAUGGUGUAAUCAUCCAAAGGCAAAUGUUCCUGCAGAAAGGUUUGUCUCAGCUUCAGACACAGGAAGAAAACAAGGAAGAUCUCCACCAACUAAUUCUUCUUGAGCUCUUUGUUUGACAGUAGUGUGAUGUUCUUUGAGACCAUCAGGGAUAGGUGUGUUGACCGUCCCCGCCCACACCUCGCUACAGCGCUGGGGAUUGAAAUCAGGGUCUCCCAACUGAUACGUGGUAAGACAGAAAGCUCCUGCCAGGCCACCCUAAAUUCAAGGCCCAUUAGCCAGCUUUUCAUUUGCUUAAAAAAUGAUAUGAGGCAGAUGUUUCUCCAGGUUGUGGAUCAGCCAGGCUGCUUUGUCUUAUCUUUGGCCAUGUGACCAUUCCACUGCUCCUUAACGCCUCCACCAGGGGGAGGGCUGGGACAAGGAGAAAAAGAAAGCAUCAGAGAAGAGCAUAGUGUCUCAGGGUCCAAAGCAGGGUUAAAUGCCACCUAGAAGUAUCCAGAGUCUGAAUCUCCUCUACAAUGUUUACCUUCUCCCAAAACAGGGAACUGACAGUCUGGUAGUGAAGACAAACAAGUAAAGAAGUAACUACAAUAUAGUGUGGCAAGAGUUAUAAUACUAGUAUGUGGAAAUGCUAUGGGAACAUGAGGAAAAGUAAGCUGAGAAAGUAGCAGAGGAAAUUUCACAUGCAAAGUCACAAUCACGAAAGACCAUGGUGUGUUUGGGUAACUGUGAGCAGUUCAUGUAGCUGGAGCGUACAGGGCUCAGAGCAACGGCAGGGAGCAGCAGUGGAUUGGGCUAGAAAUGUAUACAGGUACUGAAA
Messenger RNA from Balaenoptera musculus (blue whale), 5658 nucleotides. It is a transcript of the gene ATP1B4, whose product is annotated as ATPase Na+/K+ transporting family member beta 4. NCBI's taxonomy places the organism in Eukaryota, Metazoa, Chordata, Mammalia, Artiodactyla, Balaenopteridae. The transcript is spliced from 8 exons. Gene Ontology annotation, cellular component: nuclear inner membrane; sodium:potassium-exchanging ATPase complex. The record is from RefSeq and is a predicted model, not a curated record. The coding region runs from base 3173 to 4111 and encodes 312 amino acids. Gene Ontology annotation, biological process: potassium ion transport; regulation of DNA-templated transcription; sodium ion transport.